This is a messenger RNA of Cylicostephanus goldi, 780 nucleotides long. The record is from the annotation of a GenBank genome assembly. NCBI's taxonomy places the organism in Eukaryota, Metazoa, Nematoda, Chromadorea, Rhabditida, Strongylidae.
GGGAGUUCUGGAGGUGAGAAAAGCCGGGCUUUCGGAAUGGCUGUGUCACGUUUGAACAAUGCUAUGUUGGUGGUAGAAGCUGUUACGAAGCAGCUUGCAGCAAUCUUACAAACUAUCUCUAGGCUAAUCGGUAACAUUAGUGGGAAGGUUUCUGCACUUGAUGUCGCAAAGACUCGCGUUGUUGAGUGCCUUCAGCUUGCUGGUGAUAUGCAUGAUUUAGGCGUCUGUAGUGAGGAAGUGGAUCGGUCCAUAAAUAACGAAGAUCAUGAACAGGCCGCUCAGCAUAUACACCCGUUUCUUACUCUGGAUAGGACUGUUUUUCAAUUUAGUUGUGCACCUGACAAAGGCAGGCUACAUUUUAUCAUAUUUCGCAUCAAAUUUUUGAGCAGUUUGUCUCAAGCUGUUACCGCUAACAACGAACACGAUAGUGGCCUAGUUCUAAUUGGCAAGUAUUUGAGUCGGCAGAUCGCGAAGAUUGGUGAAGACAAUCUGAAGGAACCAUCUCAACUUUUCAUACUGCAAAGCAGUCAUGUGCCAUACAUAAUUUUGCAAAGCAUGCUUGGGAAAGAGGUGCCUAAUUCUCGUGAUGUCAUAAGUCAUAUGGAGAACGUCUUCACUGCUUUAUGCUUGAAUGAGAAAGGAUUGAAACAGUUCGAGGCCUAUGCUCCCUUUGAUCACGUGUUCAAUGUCGUUUUGAGCAUCAAAUUCGUUGUCACAAUGAAAAAAAAGCGUAGUAAAAUGAGUGAGUGCAAUGACAAUUUAGAUCCUGCCAGUAUAUAA